GGUCAAUCCUUGGUCUAAGAUCUAGAUCAAGAGAUAUGGUUGGAAGCACAUUCGCGAAAAUACUCGACAAACAUUGCCUAGAGGGGCACAAUUUCCCAUCAUGGUAUCGUAAUGUCAAGAUUCUCCUAACAUUGGAGAAGAUUAUUUACGUACUUGAUAAGCCUCUUCCUGACAUACCUCUUGGCCCUGAGGCCACAGAGGAUGAACGUGCUAAGUAUGACAAGCACGUUGAGGAUGAUAUACAAGCCAAGUGCUAUCUGUUGGCUUCCAUGAAUGAGGAGCUACAGAGACAGCACGAGGGCAUGGACAGUGCAUUUUCCAUAAUACUCCAUCUUACGGAGUUAUAUGGUGAAGGGACGCGCAACCGUCGCUUUAACACUGUUUGUGAACUUGUGAAGACCAAGAUGGUCAAAGGGGCUCCAGUGCAUCAACAUGUACUGAAGAUGAUAGGAUUCAUAGAACAACUGGAGAACCUAGGUACUCCACUUGACGGGGAAUUGGCCCAGGACUUUAUAUUGGCUUCUUUUCCUGAUUCAUUUUCGCAGUUCGUAAUGAACUACAACAUGAAUAAGAUGGAUCAUACUCUCUCUGAGUUACUAAACAUGUUAGUAACUGCUGAGAAAACUAUGAUGAAAGAGAACGUUGUAGGGACUUCUGCAGCAAAGGAAAGGAGAAGAAGUCACCCACUCUUAAGCCGAAAGAGGGAGUGA
Molecule: messenger RNA, 710 nt
Organism: Pyrus x bretschneideri (Chinese white pear)
Lineage: Eukaryota; Viridiplantae; Streptophyta; Magnoliopsida; Rosales; Rosaceae
Exons: 3
Coding region: 36-710 (224 amino acids)
Source: RefSeq, a predicted model, not a curated record